AUGAGGAGGAGAAGCAGCAGUAACACCAUCAGGAGAAGUUCAACAAUUAGAAGGCGCAGCGAGAAAGUGGGUUUUGAUGAAUUCGGCUUUGCUCUGACUAAAAGAAAGGACCAAAAACUCCAUCACCGAUGUCACGAUUACAGUUACCCCCAUCUGAGCUCGGUGAGGGUGAAGGAGCUGUGUGAGCUGCUCAGCUACUGGAAUGGAGCCAGCUUUAUCUGCAAAAGUCAGAUUGAGCGAUUUAUCAGGAUGGGUAUUCCUCCAAGCCUGCGAGGUCGAGUGUGGAAGUGUCUCCUCAACAUUGACAGCCUGAAAGAAACCAGUGAUUUCAAUUACCAGAUGUGCUUGUCUGAAGUCCGGGGACCCCUUGUGGACUUGGGUGUGAGUGAAUACGGCAUUUUGUCGGCCAUUGCCACGCUGAGUGAAACCCAGAACGACCUGGGGUUAAAUCCCCCGCGCCCCCCAGACAGCCCAGAGCCCUGCUGCUCUGAGCAGGACAUCACUCUGUUCAGACAGAUCGCCCUGGACCUGCAACGCUCCUUUCCAACCCACCGCUCUCUUAUGGGUGAGAGUCCAGAAGCCAUCGAGGGUCAGGCCAAACUCUUCAGGGUCCUCAUUGCCUAUGCAAAGUACAACCCACAGGUUGGCUACAGCCAAGGGAUGUCUUAUAUAGCUGCAGUGCUGCUGAUGCAGUUGGGAGAGGAGGAGGAGGCCUUCUGGGCUCUGGCAGCCUUGCUGGAUAAAUCCAAAUAUUUAGCAGAACUGUUUGAUCUCAGUCUCACAAAACUCCAACAUCAGGUGAAGGUGUUUGACCAGUUCCUGAAACACCGAAAGCCUCAACUUUCCAAGCACAUGGAGUCAGUGGGAGUCUCGUCGGUCCACUUUGCGAUGCCAUGGUUCCUCGUCCUCUUCACUUCCCUGCCCUGCUGGGACUCUGUUCUGGCUGUCUGGGAUCUCAUCAUUCUGCACGGCCUGCCAGCCGUGUUCCGCACAGCUCUGACCAUCGUCCAGCUCCUGGAGCUCCGGCUGAUGGACCUGAACGACGAAGGAGCCGUCCUACCGCUGCUGCUCCGAGUCCCUGUGGAUGUCUGUUCUUUCACACUUCCUCCUGCUAGGGCCCAGUACAACGUGUUGAUCCCGGCCUUGUGGAACACGGAGGUCCAAGACUGGGAGCUCAAAUGUAUGAACAACCUGGUGCUGGACGACAGCCACCACGGACCUGAAGCAGAUUUCCACUCCUCAUCCCGUUUUUCCUCUCUCUGCGAACGAUCAGCAGUUCAAAGCCGCUGUCGAGCGGUGUCAGUGAUCUCCCGGGCUACAGGAUCUGCUGACCCCGGGCUUACAUUAGAGCUUAUUCAGUUCCAGCCACAGGUGUGCUGCCCCGCCAACUCCCAGAGGACGCCCCCGCGCUCCGAACGCUCCAAAACGCAACCUUCAAAAGGCCGGCCUCUAAGCCUGUUGACCCGGGUGGUGCGAAUGGCACAGAGGUACUUCCUGGACCCCAGUGGGCGUCAGAAUGCCCAAGAGAAGAGUUCACAACCAGAGACGGCACCCAGACAGCGAAGUCCUGGAUGUGGAUUCAGGAGUCGGACCUCAGCUUCAUUACCUCACGCUCAGGUGAAGUCCAGAGGCCAGCAGAAAGGUGGAGUCCCUCCGCCCGGGGCUCAGGGAGCCGUCCCCGUCAGAGGAGCAGCCGGCUGUGGGAAACCUGAGAGAUGUGAACAAACCCUCAAAAGACCAGGUGCAGGGCCCUCGGCGAAGGUGGCUCAUCGUCGUAGCAACCACAGCAUCAUUCACCACGUCCGGGCCCGGUCCCUUCGUCUUCUUCGAAAUGGCAAGGGGCCCCUGAACCACACGCCUCCCUCCUCUGUUCUCCCUCCUUCCCUGCGGUCCUCCACUCUUCCUCCAUCUUCCUCCACCCCUUCAUGUCCUCAGUCCAUCAACGCUCCUCAAAGGGACGAGCAGCACAACACGGCUCUUAUCAAGUAA
Messenger RNA from Menidia menidia (Atlantic silverside), 1989 nucleotides. Lineage: Eukaryota; Metazoa; Chordata; Actinopteri; Atheriniformes; Atherinopsidae. The record is from the annotation of a GenBank genome assembly.